Molecule: messenger RNA, 2170 nt
Organism: Tribolium castaneum (red flour beetle)
Lineage: Eukaryota; Metazoa; Arthropoda; Insecta; Coleoptera; Tenebrionidae
Product: succinate dehydrogenase [ubiquinone] flavoprotein subunit, mitochondrial
Exons: 7
Coding region: 59-2026 (655 amino acids)
Biological process (GO): tricarboxylic acid cycle; mitochondrial electron transport, succinate to ubiquinone
Molecular function (GO): flavin adenine dinucleotide binding; electron transfer activity; succinate dehydrogenase (quinone) activity
Source: RefSeq, a predicted model, not a curated record
CGUUUCACCCAAGUGACCCAAAUAAACAAAACUUUCAACCUGACAUUUGAAAAAAAAAAUGUUGAAACUUUCAAAACUCUUCAACCCGAUAUCGAAACACUUGCGAAAUUUGCAACCACGACUAUGCUUUUCUUCAGAUAGUGAAGUUCCAGUGUUUGACCACUUUUACGACUGUUUAGUGAUCGGUGCUGGCGGGGCCGGCCUUCGGGCCGCUUACGGCUUAACAGCCAAAGGUUUUAACACCGCCGUUGUGACAAAAAUUUUCCCGACUCGCUCCCACACCGUCUCGGCCCAAGGCGGCAUAAACGCAGCCCUAGGCAAUUAUGAGCCCGACAAGUGGUACUGGCAUUUUUUCGACACGGUCAAGGGCUCCGACUGGCUCGGAGACCAAGACGCCAUUCACUACAUGACCAAAAAUGCCCCAAGUGCAAUUCUAGAAUUGGAAAACGUGGGAAUGCCCUUUUCGCGAUUCAAGGACGGCAGAAUUUAUCAGAGGGCUUUCGGGGGCCAGUCUUUGGAAUGCGGGAAAGGGGGCCAGGCCCAUAGGACGUGUGCGGCCGCUGACAGUACGGGCCAGUUCAUGCUGCACACGUUGUAUGGACAAGCGGUCAAGUAUAAUUGUAAAUUUUUCGUCGAAUAUUUCGCCUUGGAUUUGAUAAUGGAUGACGAGCGGUGUUGUGGGGCGAUCACUUGGGAUUUGAGCAGUGGGACUUUCCACCGGUUUUUUGCAAGAAAUACUGUUAUAGCGACAGGGGGGUACGAAAGGGCGUACUUUUCCUGCACAACUGCGCACACUUCCACCGGGGACGGGACAGCCAUGGUGUCCCGAGCGGGGCUGCCCUUGCAGGACCUGGAGUUCGUCCAGUUCCAUCCCACAGGAAUUUACGGUGUUGGGGUGCUUGUGACCGAGGGCGCAAGGGGCGAAGGUGGCUACAUAACCAACAGCAAAGGGGAGCGUUUCAUGGAGCGAUACGCCCCUCAUGCCAAGGAUUUAGCCUCCAGAGACGUAGUCUCCAGAAGUUGCGCCAUGGAAAUCCUGGAAGGUCGAGGAGUAGGUCCCGAAAAAGACCACGUCCAUUUGGAACUAAUGCACUUGCCGCAUGAAUUAAUCAGAAAACAAUUACCGGGAAUUUCAAACUUAGUCGCCGGUUUUGUUGGCCGCGAUGUCACAAAAGAACCGAUUCCAAUUGUACCUACAGUUCACUAUAACAUGGGUGGGAUCCCUACGAAUUAUAAGGGUCAAGUCAUCACCCAAUCGCCGGAAAAAUGCGAGCAGUUGGUCACAGGACUUUACGCGUGCGGCGAAUGUGCUUGCGUUUCAGUCCACGGAGCGAACAGACUUGGCGCUAAUUCGUUACUCGAAACUGUUAUUUUUGGACGUGCUGUUGCCCAUGACAUUGGCGAGUGUAACAAACCGGGUGACGACAUCCCACAAGCUGAAGAUGUACGUUCUUUACGAAACCGUUCGCCUUUUUAUAAUUAUUUGCAGUGGAUGGGUGCAAGCGCUAUCGAUAAUUUAGAAAAACUGAAACGGCAAAAUGGCAAUCGUACCGUCGGCGAUUUGCGUCUAGAGUUACAAAAAACGAUGCAAAAAUUCGCCGGAGUGUUUCGCGAUCAAAAGUUACUGGAGGAAGGUUGUUUGAAAGUCGCCGAAUUAUAUAAGGAAAUAGAUAACAUAAAAGUUAACGACGACUCAAUGAUCUGGAAUUCAGAUCUUCUCGAAGCUUUGGAAUUACAAAAUUUGUUUAUUAAUGCCAUUCAAACGAUACGUGCCAUGGAGAUGAGGAAGGAAUCGCGGGGCGCGCACGCGAGGGACGAUUAUAAGGUAAGAAUAGACGAGUACGAUUACGCAAAACCGGUCGAAGGGCAGUCGAAAAAGUCGUUUGAGCAGCACUGGCGGAAGCAUACGUUAAGCUGGUUGGAAAUUGAGACCGGAAAAGUUUGUUUCACGUUCCGUCCCGUGAACGACAAGACGCUAGACGAGGACGAGUGCCCCCACGUGCCUCCGAUAAUCAGGGCGUACUGAAUAAGUAUCAAUAAUUAUGAAAAAAAUAUUUAUAUAAAUUAUACAAUUUUCCUGUACAACAGAAAAACAAAUCUGUACAGAACCAUUUGAAUCUUAAACAAUUCAAAUUUGUUGUUACUUGAAUAAAGGAAUUCGUAGCGAAAA